Molecule: messenger RNA, 4484 nt
Organism: Octopus bimaculoides (California two-spot octopus)
Lineage: Eukaryota; Metazoa; Mollusca; Cephalopoda; Octopoda; Octopodidae
Product: protein rolling stone
Cellular component (GO): membrane
Source: RefSeq, a predicted model, not a curated record
UUACUGAGGGAGUGUGUAGUUAGUGCAGGGAACGAUAUGGUUAGCACGGUAGUGGUGGUGGUGGUGGUAAUAAGAUAGUGGUAGGAAGGGAAGAUGGUAAAAGAGGAGCAGUAAGAGUAGGGUAGAACGUAAAGUAACAGCAGCAAUAUUAGCAGUAGUAGUAGUAGUAGUUGCAGUAGUAGCUGUAGCAAUAGUUGCGGGAAGAAUAAUAAUGAUAAAGGUUUCUUUUAUUUAUAUAUAAUAGUAACAAUAAUUGUAUCUUUAUUUUGCUACUAUAACAACAAUAAUAAUUACGAUAAUGAUUUUUUUUUUCGGGAGGAGUAGUCUCAGAAGAAAUAAAUGCUGGGGGUAGCAAUAGUAGUAGUAGUAGUAGUAGUAGCUGUAACAGGGACAGCGUGAAGAAAGUGGAGGCGACAGCGGCGGCGGCGGCGGGGAAGACACUCGUUGCCGGUACAGGAGGAGGAGGAAGAGGAGAGAGAUACAAAGUGAAAGGGAAAGCCAGAGAGUCAUAGAGAAAGAGAGAAAGAAAGAGCAAGAGAGAGAGACAGAGAGAGAGAGAAGAUAAUAUAGAACUACCAGCAGCACCAGUAGCAGCAGUAGUGGGGAAAACAACAACAGCAGCAGCGGCAGCAGUAGUGCUGUGGUUCCCACCGCCGUCUGCUGACAGUGUAAGCAUGGAAUCUUGUGCACAGUGCUUGAAGAAUGAGUUCAAACCAGAGAAUGCUGGACUUAAUCACGAAGACCCGUCGGUGUUUGUCAAAUCACAGUGGCCAUUUGACCAACGGCUCUAUGUCUUGUAUCGUGUGGUGGUUGCUAUGGGAUUCAUCGCUUGGAUUAUUGCUGAUGUCAUUGACGAAACAGAGAAAUUUUACAAAGACCGUUUUUGGAUCUGGUUUAUUUUCGCAACCAAUUGGAGCUUCGUUCUACUUACCCUCACAACAAUUGUUGAGGCCAUAUGCUGCACUUAUUACUGCGUAGCAGCGCGUGGUCUGCUGGGUAAGUACAGAUACAAUAAACAAAAUAUCGACGCCCACUAUUUCCAAAGUAUGCCCAUCCCGCUGAAGGUGUUGUGGCUCCUCUACAAUCUCGCUGCCAACACAGCAAUUGUAAUCACAAUAUCGUACUGGUCGUACAUAUUUUUUAUGGAACAUUCUAAGUUCCUAAUGACCAACAUGAGCAAAAUGAAACACAUGCUAAACACCGUGUACGUCAUCCUUGACCUCAUGAUCGCCUCAAGACCCAUCCGUAUCUUCCACAUGCUCUUCCCGGUGAUGCUCGGCUCCAUCUAUGCCAUCUUCAACGCCACCUACUUCCUGAACGACGGCACUAUCCUGGACGGACGGCACUACGCCUACAACGUGCUGAACUGGAAUGUGCCAGCCGAGGCCAUUGUCACGUGCAUCCUUUGCAUAGCACAGACCAUCUUCAGUCAGAUAGUUCUCUACCAUUUGGUCGCGGCGCGCGUCUGGCUGCACUCGAGGUUCUACGAGCCGCACGAGCAGCUUCCCGAACACGACUCGGAGAUGCAGAGCAUCAUGAGCGCCGACUCCACCACGUAUCUUGCCACCGAUUCUCAACUGGACGGCAGUAGCAGCACGGCCGGGGCCAUAACAGCGAGCAACAACAUCCACUGAUGACCAGAAAGCAAUGGCGGGAAAAGAGAGUUCCGCUUGGAAAGGAAAGUGAGAGCAGAGAAGCAGGGUGCUGUUGAGUGGUAUGAGAAGGGCCCACCUAAAUGGACCUAUUCAAAGCUUGCACCUCUAAGCUGGGAUUCACAGAGAAGAGAGGAGCACUUACCAUGGGGCACUUGGUGAGUAGGGUGACUUGGGAUCUGUGGGGUUCGUUAACCACCCCUGGGUGCUGCCCACCGCUAUUGGGGUAUUUUAUUGUUUUUAAUUUUAUUAAUUGUUAUGUUUUUAUAAUUUAUGUGUUUUAUGGGAACCCCAACUGUCCCUUGUUUAUUUUUAUUGUCUUUUUGUUUUGUGUGCUGCCCUUGUGGUCAAUAAAGAAAGAAUUAAGAAUUAUUAUUAUUAUUAUUAAUAAUGAGGUGGUGAGCUGGCAGAAUCAUUAGCAUGCAGAGUGAAAUGCUUAGCCAUAUUUUGUCUGCCGUUACGUUCUGAGUUCAAAUUCUGCUGAGGUCGACUUUGCCUUUCAUCCUUUCAGGGUCGAUAAAUUAAGUACCAAUGAAACACUGGGGUUGAUAUAAUCGACUAGUCCCCUACUCACAAAUUUCAGGCCUUGUGCCUAUAGUAAAAAGGAUUAUUAUUAUUAUUAUUAUUACUAUUAUUAUUGUGAAGGUGCAUGGCUCAGUGGUUAGAACGUCGAGCUUACGAUUGUGAGGUUGUGAGUUCGAAUCACGACCGGGCUGCGUGUUGUGUUCUUGAGCAAGACACUUUAUUUCACGUUGCUCCAGUUCACUCAGCUGUAGAAAUGAGUUGCGACAUCAUAGGUGCCAAGCUGUAUCAACCCCUUUGCCUUUCCUUUGGAUAACAUCAGUGAUGUGGAGAAGGGAGGCUGGUAUGCAUGAGCGACUGCUGGUCUUCCAUAAACAGUCUUGCCUGGACUUGUGCCUAGGAGCGUAAUUUUCUAGGUGCAAUCCCAUGGUCAGUGAUGACCGAAGGGGGUCUCAGCAUAUAUAGUGAUUUAGCUAUUAUUAUUAUUUUACUCUUUUGAUACCAACCCGGCUGAAACCGGCUCUGGCUCUGAGUACAAAUGUCUUGUUUUCACAAGUUUUGAAUUAAAAUCUUCCACCAAACCUUAGUCACAAUUUAUGUUCCUAACACUAGCUGAAUGAUAACGUUUCAGAGUUUGAGGAGAGUGGAACCACCUCAUAGCCCCUAUUGUUCCCAGGUCUACUCCAGCCCAGAGUGGUAACACCUGUAAGGGUCCCAACUAUGGGUUAACCUGCAAACCCCCACUGCAACUGGGGCGUCGAUAGAAUGCAUUCACCAUAUUCUCUGCGUCACGUAAGAAGGGAUUAAAAGGGGUGGUAGUAAAGGGACCUGGAACCCACUCCUCCUAGUGAUUUCAAAUCCCUAAAAUGACAACAAGAAAGAGUGUCUUUAAUAGAAAUAAUAAUAAUAAUAAUAAUUAUUAUUAUUAUUAUUAUUCUUUAAGGCAGUGAGCUGACAGAACCGUUGGCAAAAUGCUUAGUGGCGUUUCAUCCAUUUUGAUGUUCUGAGUUCAAAUUCUGCUGAGGUCAAAUUUGUUUUUCAUCGUUUUGGGGGUCAAUGAAAUAAGUACCUGUUGAGUACAGGUGGGGUAGUUUAACGCUUGCACGGGUUGGAUGGUUUCACAGGAGCUGGCAAGCCAGAAGACUGCACCAGGUGGGGUGGGGGUCAAUAUCCCCCCCCCAACCCCUUACAACGAGAAAGUAAGAAAGGAAAACGAAUUCUCUUUUUCUCUCUCAAGUUUAUAAAGUGUGUAUGACAUCAAUAUAUGUACACACACACACACACACACACACUCGCAUGUCUCAUGGCAUACAUAUUUGCUUUUGAAGAAAAGAGAAUUGAUGUCCUGCAAAAUGGUAAAUCUCUUUCUCUCAAGAACUUUCGCUACAAUCAUAACUACUGCUGCUGCUGAUGCCAUCACCACCACUACCACCACUACUACUACUACUACUACUACUACUACUACUACAUUACUGCUACUAUUACUACCACCACUACUAAUACUGCUACUACUACCACCACUACUACUACUACUACCACUGCUACUACUACCACCACCACCACCACUACUACUAGUCUUUUUGCUGAUUUAGUUUCGUUUCGUUUGUUUGUUUUUUUUUGUUCCUCAGUACAUUUGUUUUAUCUUCCACCACCACCACCACCACCACCAACACCAUGCAACAUCAAAUCUGUUUCUAACUGUUUCCACCCAACCAUUGCACCUCCACUCCGGGUGGAUGUACUGGUGUCUGCCAUAUUCCUUCCUAUGUAGACAGUCCUCCAUGCAAUCUGCUGAUGUCUACAUCGAAACAAAGUCUGUUUUUGCUUUCUGUUUUUUUUCGUUUUAUUUUUAUUAUUUUUGCUUCUUGUUUAUUUUUAUUAUUUUUUUAUUCUCCUCUAUUUCAAUUCCAUAGGGAAAAAAAAUCUGAUUCUUUGAUUUUUCUUUUGAGGUUUUGCUCUAAAUGUCAUAACAUUAUAGUUAAGUUCUUAUCAUCAUCAUCAUCAUUUCCAUCAGCAUCAUCACCAUCACCAUGUUGUCGUCGUCAUUGUCACAAUCAUCGUCAUCAUCACCAUCAUCAUCAACUUCUCCAUUGUCAUCACCAUCACCACCAUCAUCGUCAUCAUCAUCAUGAUCAUCAUCACCACCACCGUCUUCAUCAUCAACACGACCACCACCAUCAUUCGCCUCCACCCCAACCCCAUUAUUCAAUCAACUCUGUUUUGAAUGAAAAGUAAAGUCCGACCCUUAGAUUUCUAAGCCGGAAGAAAUGCCACGAAGCAUUUUCUCCGUCCGGUCAGCUAACGGUGAGC